AUGUUUUCCUUAACGCAGCGUUUUCAGCAGACUUCUAACCAAGCGAUUACAUGCGCGUCAGUCGUCUCCAUCUUCAUCAUUGCCACGUUCUGGGCUCAGCUAUACCACAAUAACGUAUUUUCGCUGUCAUCACAAAUCGCCAACGUCAAACCUCAAAUCAAUCUGAGAACCAGCAGGUUCUAUGGGUCUGUGAAUGGAAAGCCAAAGGAGAACCUCAGAAUCGCAUUUGAUUUGGAUGCUGAUCUAACACCCUUGUUUAAUUGGAAUACGAAGCAGGUGUUCGUCUACCUUACCGGUUCCUACAAUGACACAAAGUCUUCAUCUAUAUCAAGUGAAGUCACAUUUUGGGAUAAAAUCAUCACGGAAAAGGCUGACGCACAUGUUAUUUUGAAGAAUGUUAAAUCCAAAUAUGCCAUUUGGGAUGCCAAGGAUAAGAUUUCUGAAAAGGAUUUGGACAUCAAGCUUCAUUGGAACAUCCAACCGUGGGUAGGUACACUGGUCUAUGGAGAAACCACUGGAGAAACUUUGAUGACUACUCCUGCGUACAAGAAGAACUCUGCCAAACAGAAAGCACCGCAAAAAGAUGCUAGCAACUGA
Molecule: messenger RNA, 597 nt
Organism: Lachancea fermentati
Lineage: Eukaryota; Fungi; Ascomycota; Saccharomycetes; Saccharomycetales; Saccharomycetaceae
Source: the annotation of a GenBank genome assembly